This is a messenger RNA of Microtus ochrogaster (prairie vole), 547 nucleotides long. Its product is annotated as ferritin heavy chain B-like. The record is from RefSeq and is a predicted model, not a curated record. Gene Ontology annotation, molecular function: ferric iron binding; ferrous iron binding. Lineage: Eukaryota; Metazoa; Chordata; Mammalia; Rodentia; Cricetidae. Gene Ontology annotation, cellular component: cytoplasm. Gene Ontology annotation, biological process: intracellular iron ion homeostasis; iron ion transport.
AUGACACCUAAGAAGAGAGCAAAAGUGGAAAUCAUUCCCGACGAGUCUUUAACUGCUAUCCAUCAAGUCGCCUGUAUGCUGAUGAACAUCAGUGAUGUUUAUUAUUUCUUGAGUUACUAUUACAAUGAUGAGGUGGCAGUGGCUGGUUUUGGAGCACAUGUUCAGGACCAGGCUGUGACAAGAUGGCAUGAAGCAAAAAAGUCUCUGAAAUACAUCACAGGAAGAGGUAAUAAGGUCUGCCUUCCAGAUAUUCAGAGACCUGAAAUAAACAACUGGGAUCAUCUUAACUGUUUGACAACUGCUCUAAGUAUGGAAAAAGAAUUAACCAAUGUCCUGCAAAAUCUGUAUUCCACAGCCUUUAAUAUUGGAGAUACCGAAACAUUAAAAUUUGUGAGAGAGUUCAUACCUAAACAGAACACAAAUGAAGAAUUGUUGGGAAAGGAAAUCGCUGAGCUGAAGAGGCGAAAUGAGGAGGCUCAGAUGUAGGAGGAAGAGGAGGAGAAGGGAGAGGAAACACACCUGCACCCUGUCACCCUGACUUGGAAGC